AUGUCAACUCGAUUUCUGCCCCGGUUUUUUAACGAGUUUUAUUUAAAGCUCAAAUAUUAUGAUACUGAAAAAAGUGGUUGGCUGCCUCGAGAGGUUGUAUAUAAUUAUUGUGCUUCAAAACUUAUAAGAUUCGAUCCAUCUUUAAUAGAACCAUUGUUAUCAAAGUGGGAAGCAUUUGAUGGUUCAAAUAUUGACUACAAGUUUUUUUCGCACAUUCUUAAUUACAAGGAAGCAAUAGAAUAUUUUCCUCGUAUUCCUGAUUUACCGCCAGAAUGCAUUGACUUCCGCACCACAUACAGUGAAAUAAUGAAAACUGAUCAAGAGAGAGAUGAGUCUCGUAUGGCCGGAAUUCCAUCUGGUAGGUAUUUCGACUUAGACUAUCCUAUUACACCUAAUUUCUACUGCAAAGCAUUUAGAACGUGCCUCCCACAAGAGUCAGAUGUCCAGUCAUGUAUUACUCCAAGUAUUUUUACAUUGAUGCACGUCAACCACCGCGACAUGUAUGCUAAACGUGAACCUGACGUCGUGAGGAAAGUAUUCAAAGCUGCUGGAGAGGAUUUUAGUGAUGAAAAAUUCAACGAAAUAUGGGAGGAAGCUAAAAAAUAUCAUUCUCAAGGCUGGGUCUGUUUUGAGACAUUUAGGACGGCGUUACGAAAAGUUUCAGAUGCGGAAAAUAGUAUUAGUUAG
Messenger RNA from Papilio xuthus (Asian swallowtail), 687 nucleotides. Its product is annotated as EF-hand domain-containing family member B-like. Bases 1 to 687 code for a protein of 228 amino acids. NCBI's taxonomy places the organism in Eukaryota, Metazoa, Arthropoda, Insecta, Lepidoptera, Papilionidae. The record is from RefSeq and is a predicted model, not a curated record. The transcript has a single exon.